CUUUUCAUUCAAAUCGACGUCGUUUCAUCUUAGUCGGACGGCGUUUUAUAACCUCAGACUCUCCUCCCAUCGAUCAUCCUCUCUCUCAUCAGAAGAAGAAGGGACGAAAGAAGAAGUAUCUUUGUUUUCGCUCUCUUCUCUCUCCUUUCGAUCUUUGACGAUUAGAAAACGAAAGUGAUGGCUGCAGUUAAUGGGUACCAAGGAAACACUCCGGCGGCGUCAAAGCAAUCUGCUCCUCUGACUAAGACUGUUGAUAGCCAAUCUGUUCUCAAAAGGCUGCAAUCUGAACUAAUGGGCUUGAUGAUGGGUGGUGACCCGGGGAUAUCUGCUUUCCCAGAGGAAGACAACAUAUUCUGUUGGAAAGGGACAAUAACAGGAAGCAAAGAUACUGUGUUUGAAGGAACUGAGUACAGACUCUCACUCUCUUUCUCCAAUGACUAUCCUUUCAAGCCUCCUAAGAUCAAGUUCCACACUGGUUGCUUCCACCCCAAUGUUGAUGUCUAUGGCAAUAUCUGUUUGGACAUUCUUCAGGAUAAAUGGUCAUCUGCAUAUGAUGUGAGGACAAUACUACUAUCGAUUCAGAGCCUUUUGGGAGAACCGAACAUCAGCUCACCAUUGAACACUCAAGCAGCGCAGCUCUGGAGCAACCAAGAAGAGUAUAGGAAGAUGGUUGAGAAGCUCUACAAGCCCCCCAGUGCAUGAUAACUUCAGGAUGUGUCAUUCCUUUGCUCUAUAAUUUGUUUCUGAUCAUCAACAGUUUUAUCUGUAACAUUUUACCUAGCCUUUUGACCUGAGCCAAAUAUUGAUAUUGAUGUGAGCUUUUCAAAAAUUAAUCAGAAUGAUAUACACAUUCUUCUUAUU
Messenger RNA from Brassica napus (rape), 861 nucleotides. Its product is annotated as ubiquitin-conjugating enzyme E2 20. Lineage: Eukaryota; Viridiplantae; Streptophyta; Magnoliopsida; Brassicales; Brassicaceae. The coding region runs from base 178 to 702 and encodes 174 amino acids. The transcript is spliced from 6 exons. The record is from RefSeq and is a predicted model, not a curated record.